AUGACUGCCACAGAGAGAGAUAUCAAAGAAGGAGGCCCUGUUGUUAUUACACCCGAAAGAAUGAUGGCUCAAAGAUCACAAUCUCAGCAUGGCGGCUUUGCUGCCUCGCUGGAGACUGCUAGAAAUGAGUUGGCGCAAAUCGACCUUGAAGAGGAGGCUAUGAUCUCUCCGACGUCAAGCUCUCCCGAGACACCAGGCACACCUGCCUCUCCUCUCACUCCGGCAGACCCCCCAACAGCUGAUUCCUUUGCCUUUGCCUUCGAUAUCGAUGGAGUUUUGAUUCGAGGAGGAAGACCCAUUCCCGAAGCCAUCGAGGCGAUGAAAGUGCUGAAUGGUGGAAAUGAAUAUGGGAUGAAGGUUCCUUAUAUCUUCCUCACCAACGGGGGAGGUAAGACAGAAGCAGAACGCUGCAUCGAUCUCUCGCGUCAACUCGACAUCGAGGUCUCUCCCGCUCAAUUCAUCUGCGGUCACACUCCCAUGCGAGAGAUGGUUGCGAAAUACGAAACCGUGCUAGUCGUUGGCGGAGAAGGAGAGAAGUGUAGACAAGUCGCUGAGGGCUAUGGCUUCCGAGAUGUUGUCACUCCGGGUGAUAUCAUCAAGGAUAAUGAGGCUACUACGCCAUUCCGCAAGUUGACGGACGAGGAGCGAGCCAACUCGAGAAAGAGAAACCAUGGCGAAACCAAGAUCGGAGCAAUCUUUGUUUUCGCUGAUAGCCGUGACUGGGCUGGUGAUAUUCAAAUUAUUCUCGACCUUGCCAUGUCAAAGGGAGGUUACAUUGGUACAUUGUCCGAGACUUUCGACGAAGGUCCACCCAUUUACUUUUCACACAACGACAUCGUUUGGUCCGCAGCUCAUGACAACGUGCGUCUCGGCAUGGGCGCUCUGCGGAAGAUGGUCGAGAUGCUUUUCAAAGAUCUCACCAAAGGCAAGGAGCUCGAGACUAUUGCCUUCGGAAAGCCACAAAUUGGCACAUUUGAAUUCGCCACGAGAUUAUUACAGCAGUGGCGAAAGGAUGAAUACCGUAUCAACAGACCCCCUGAGACUGUCUACUUCGUUGGUGACACUCCUGAGAGUGAUAUCCGAGGUACCAACCAGUUCAAUGAUAAAUCAAAGAACGAGUGGUACUCUAUCCUCGUCAAGACGGGUGUCUACCAAGAUGGCACCGAGCCCGCGUAUCCGCCCAAGAUUACCGUUGACACUGUCCUUGAUGCAGUGCAACACGGUAUGAAGCGCGAAUUCAGCAAGAAGAUGCAAAAGGCCACCGGUGGCAUGCCAGACGGCCUGGGGCUCAAGCACUUGCCACUCAACGGAGAAACCAAGGUUGGGACGAAGACUCCCAUCUUGGAAAUCAGCGAGCCCUCGUCCGAAGUUGGCACGCCAGGCUUAUGA
Molecule: messenger RNA, 1389 nt
Organism: Hyaloscypha bicolor E
Lineage: Eukaryota; Fungi; Ascomycota; Leotiomycetes; Helotiales; Hyaloscyphaceae
Product: HAD-superfamily hydrolase
Exons: 3
Coding region: 1-1389 (462 amino acids)
Biological process (GO): glycerophospholipid biosynthetic process
Cellular component (GO): mitochondrion
Source: RefSeq, a predicted model, not a curated record